Molecule: messenger RNA, 1695 nt
Organism: Syngnathoides biaculeatus (alligator pipefish)
Lineage: Eukaryota; Metazoa; Chordata; Actinopteri; Syngnathiformes; Syngnathidae
Gene: rxfp3.2b
Product: relaxin family peptide receptor 3.2b
Exons: 1
Coding region: 164-1360 (398 amino acids)
Biological process (GO): immune response; G protein-coupled receptor signaling pathway
Cellular component (GO): membrane
Molecular function (GO): G protein-coupled receptor activity
Source: RefSeq, a predicted model, not a curated record
UCAGCGCAGCAGGAGGCAGUUUUUAUAGCAUCCUGACACAGACAAACGAGGGAUAUGAAGCACCGUGCCGCCUCCCCAACCGGUUAGCGUCCAGUUUCGUGAUCUCCUGCUCUUCAACUUUGCCCUGGCGGGAUAUACAGUAUGUGAUCUGGCGGAUCAGAAGAUGAACGAGACCGGAGUUCAAACUCUUGCUCCGGAGGCAUGUGAGCAGCAAAUGUCGCUGGAGGACAACAGCGGGAACUGCAGCGCAAGUUGCAGCGGGAACCUGUCGCUACACUGCUGGCUGCAGCUGCUCACGAGAGAAUCGAGCUCGGAAUUCCAGGGAGACGGCGCCAGCCUCGUGGUGCGUGUGAUGAUCGCGUGCGUCUACUCUGUUGUCUGUGCGCUGGGGCUGGUUGGGAACGUGCUGGCGCUCUGUCUGCUGCACUCGCGUUACAGGCAGAAGCAAUCGUCCAUCAACUGCUUCGUUAUGGGGCUGGCGAUCACCGACCUGCAGUUUGUCCUGACUUUACCCUUCUGGGCGGUGGACACGGCCCUAGACUUCCGUUGGCCGUUCGGCCGAGUCAUGUGCAAAAUCAUCAGCUCCGUGACCACCAUGAAUAUGUACGCCAGCGUUUUCUUCCUCACGGCUAUGAGCGUCGCACGUUACUAUUCGAUCUCGUCCGCGCUCAAGAUGCACAGCAGGAGGGCGGCGGCCACCCGGGCCAAGUGGACCAGCCUGGGCAUCUGGGCCGUGUCCCUGCUGGUCACGCUGCCUCACGCCAUCUACUCCACCACCGCCCAGAUGUCGGACGAGGAGCUUUGCCUGGUGCGCUUCCCAGACACUGCCAACUGGGACCCGCAGCUUCUUCUGGGCUUGUACCAUCUGCAGAAGGUCCUGCUGGGCUUCCUCAUCCCUCUGAUCAUCAUUAGCGUGUGCUACCUGCUUCUUCUGCGCCUCAUCCUCAGCCGACGUAUUUCCGGUGCCGCCGGGCCGGAGGUGGAGCAAGGCCGCCAAAACCGCCGUUCCAAGGUCACCAAAUCCAUCGUGAUUGUGGUUCUGUCCUUCUUUCUCUGCUGGCUUCCCAAUCAGGCGCUGACACUGUGGGGGGUUCUCAUCAAGUUUGACAUGGUCCCCUUCAGCAAGGCGUUUUACAACGCGCAAGCCUACGCCUUCCCGCUGACCGUGUGCCUGGCGCACACUAACAGUUGCCUCAAUCCGGUGCUCUACUGCUUGAUCCGCCGCGAGUUCCGGGCCGGUCUCAAGGAGAUUGUCCUCCGCACCACACCGUCCUUCAGGGGUCUGACUCAUCUGUUUCGGCGCAAAGGCAAAGUGGCAGAGGCGCCACCCGUCAUGGUGCUGGUCCAAAUGGAUGUGUGAGUAGAGGACAGAUGGAUGGAUAGAAGGCUUCGAUGGCUUUUCCAAGUUGACGAAGCAGCUGUCGUUGUGCAUUUGCAAUGGGUUGCCUCACCCUAAUCCUCAAGACGGCAAAUGACAACACCUUUUCUUUUUAUUGCGCUUUUGAGAGGAAUAAUCAGCACGCUCUCUACAGCGGGACGUGGCCCACUUUCCCCCUUUCCUCCCAAACUUUCUGCCGUUCACUCGUUCUUUUUCUUGCUCUCUUUGUCCCUCUGCGACACCACACAGUUCUCGUGACGCCCUCCCCUCGAAACGUAAUCGUGAAUAUGCAUCAAUGUCAAUCAUAAAUGAGAUUU